Messenger RNA from Empidonax traillii (willow flycatcher), 1251 nucleotides. RefSeq names its product family with sequence similarity 241 member A (gene FAM241A). NCBI's taxonomy places the organism in Eukaryota, Metazoa, Chordata, Aves, Passeriformes, Tyrannidae. Bases 8 to 361 code for a protein of 117 amino acids. The transcript is spliced from 2 exons. The record is from RefSeq and is a predicted model, not a curated record. Gene Ontology annotation, cellular component: intracellular membrane-bounded organelle.
AGGAGCCAUGGGCUCGGCGGCGGAGCUGCUGCCGCCGCCACCGCCCGGGGAAUGCGAGCGGGAAGCGGGGGCGGCACCGGCGGCCGCCCGGCACCGGCGGCGCCCGGAGGAGCAGGUCCAGCAAGAGCAAAGGAACCACACCACAGAACCUGUAAUAGAUGACUAUAAAAAGAUGGGGACUCUCUUUGGCGAACUAAACAAAAGCCUUAUCAGAAUAGGCUUCACAAGGAUGUACUUUGGAGAACGGAUAGUAGAACCUGUAAUAAUUAUAUUCUUCUGGGUUAUGCUCUGGUUUCUUGGCCUACAAGCUCUUGGACUGGUUGCUGUUCUGUGCCUUGUCAUUAUUUAUGUGCAACAGUAAAAUUUUAUAGAUACUGUUCAGAUUAUGUAUUUCUACGCUGCCACUAUGGCAGUGGAUUUAUGUGUUUUAAGUAAAUGAGCAGCAUAUCAAACUGCAACGUUUCAAAUUGCUGAAAUUCCAGCAUUUGAGUUGAGGAAGACUAAAAUUACGAAUUUUAAGCCAAAUCAGAAGUGCCCUGUUACAUCUUUGGGGAGUGGUGGGGAAAGGAGAUGUUUAUAAUAUAAUGGUGUCAAAUGUACUGUUUUCUGUACUCUUGGGGUUUUAGCCCAGGGAUUGGCUUUUUGUUGUCCCCUCCCCUAUCCCCAUCUUCUUGCUUUGUAUAGUGAAAAUUUCCUGUCUGAUUUUAAGAGGACACUCGAUGUGAGUGUCCUGUUUCACUGUUGGGGGUGUGGGGGGGCUCAUAUGCUGUUAGUUCCCUGAAUCUGCAUAAUUUGUUAGUGUUUUGCUGAAAAGCUAAAUCUGCACAAGGGAGGUUUAGUAACAAACUACAGUGACAAAUAUUCACAAAAGCUUCUUUGGUUUGUAUAGUUUAUAGUAUGCUUUCCCCCAGGAAACAAGCUAUACCAGCAAAAUGCUCUUACACUAAUAUUAGUGACUUCACACAAGGCUUCAGCUGUUGUUAAGAAGAAAUUGCAGUCCUACAUUGGCCAAGUGGUCAAAUGCAGCUCUGCCUUGUUUUUUUUUUUGAAAUGUACUCAGCUCCUGCUGCUAUUUUUCUUUCUUUAUUUUUUGUACUUGCUCUUUCCCCCAGCCCUCCUUCUUAAGAUAAAUAUUUGGAUAAUUCAUGGAGUUUGUAGGUAGUUACAGCUGCAGUGUUGGAGAGUUGCCAUUCCAGACGGCAAUGCUAGGAUGUUGUCUGCUUCCUCUGGGCGGUGUGUGAAGUGUCUGAA